Molecule: messenger RNA, 3522 nt
Organism: Mya arenaria
Lineage: Eukaryota; Metazoa; Mollusca; Bivalvia; Myida; Myidae
Product: cytochrome P450 2D6-like
Exons: 8
Coding region: 598-2088 (496 amino acids)
Molecular function (GO): oxidoreductase activity, acting on paired donors, with incorporation or reduction of molecular oxygen; heme binding; monooxygenase activity
Source: RefSeq, a predicted model, not a curated record
UGUUGCCAGUUUGUGUAUGUUUUUGGGACGAAGAAUAUUACAGUUUUACAGAUCGAAUACUUUUGAAUCAUUCAUUAAAAUUAUUUGUAUUUCUUUCAAAUUUUAAGAAAAAAAUUGUAUUCUAUAGAUCAGAUUAUGUAAGCAAGUAUCUAGCGAAAACCAUAUGUACAGUGUUAAUUGUUGCAAGAGAGUGCUUUACAAAGUUUGGCAAGGAACACCACACGAGGAACGAGUACAAUGAUGUCAGAAAGUGAUGUCAAUGUUUGAAAAGUUACAGACUACGAUUGACAAGACUAUUAAUGAAGGAAAGUGGUUGUCAAAUUUUGUCUCGACCACGAUAGAGAAGUUUCUUGCUGCCAGAAAGUGUUUUUAAUUAUUAAAGGUACCGACAACGACUGAUAAGUUAAUUCAAUAUUUCAUGCGUUCUUUUAAAGACUGAAGCCACAGGGUGAAUAUUGGCUGGAAACAUCGAUGCAAUUCCAACUAAAGAAGACUAAAAUUGGAUAAAUUCUAGUUGUUGUGAUAUAUGUGAGAAUAUUUUGUGAAUUGUGUAUGUGAAAUUGCAGCUCUUAAGCACAAAUCGUAAAUCACGAAAAAAUGGAGAUUGUUUUACUAUGUCUUUUUGUAGUUUUAUCGAUUACGUUAGCGACAAUGGUGUUAGUGAAAUCCAAGGGUGCCCGGAGCCCGCCAGGCCCACGUGGACUCCCUUAUUUUGGGAAGGCAUUUAGUUUUCCUGUUGACUCCGCCUAUCUGCAGUUCUCCGAGUGGGCGCGCAAGUUUGGGGAUAUUUUCAUGUUCAGUAUGUUUGGAACAAAGGUUGUGGUAUUGAACAGUCCAGAUCUCAUCAAGAAGGCCUUUGCCGGGAAAGAGUUGGCUUUGAAGCUAAGCGACAGGCCCCCGUCUUUCAUUGGACACUUUGUUGGAAAUGGAUACAAAGACAUUCUGUUCAGAAGGUAUGAUGAGUUGUGUUCAAAAUUGAAGUCUGUGACUUUAAAGGCCAUGUACACUGCGAGGAAUGGAAAUCCAGACUUCGACGAUAUGCAGAUGGCGGAAAUAAACGAUUACGUACGGAAAAUAACGAACAGCAACGGAGACACGAAUAUUAUAGCGCCACUACAAGCGACUCUUUGUAAGCUGAUAGGAAUUAUGUUUACAGGCAAACGCCUUGUGGAUGACGAUCCGGUUCUGCAGGCGAUUGCAAGUUUUGAUGACGUAGGCAAUGAGCUCAUCAAUCCAGCCGUACACUUAGUCUUCAAGGUAGCGCCCUGGAUCAGAUACCUGCCAGGCUACUAUGGUAACCUGUACCGAAAGGUUAUGGCGAGCACGAAAACCCUUCGGAAUGAACUAGUAUAUAAAUUGAAGACCCAGCCUCCAGACGACAGAGUGAGUCUGCUUUCAGAGUUGUUCAAAUUGCAGACAACAGAAAGCUGGAUAACAGACGACCACGUGCUCGGCGUUAUCAUGGAUCUCAUUAACACGUCGACGCUUACGUCACGUGGUGUGUUGUCUGGGGUUCUGUUUCUGCUUGUCCACCACCCACACAUGCAAACGAAAAUUCAACAAGAGAUUGAUGAUGUCAUAGGCCCGAAGAGGCAGCCCUCAGCAGACGACAUGAAUAAAAUGCCAUAUACACACGCCUGCAUACUGGAAACACUUAGGUACCAAUCACAUCUUGCCCUCAGUGCAACCCAUACGAACGCAGAAGAAGACAUAGAAAUAGAGGGGUUCUUCAUUCCUAAAGGCACGUCCGUGUAUGGAAACCAAUGGCAUGUGCAUCACGACAAGCGCCUGUGGACGGAACCUUGGAGCUUCCGGCCUGAGCGGUUCCUGAAAGAGGACGGAUCGCUGCUGCCAGAAACCAGCGACCUUAGACACAGAUACUUCAUGCCGUUUGGUGUGGGUUUCCGAUCAUGCAUGGGCGUGAAAACUACAUACAGCCGGAUGUUUUUCUUUGUCACCGCGUUGCUACGCAACAAUGUGCUUCUCCAGCCAACUUCCGACAGCUUGCCGUCUGCAGACCCUAUGAUGCUCACUCCGGGAACAGUCCUCCAGGCGCCAGAAUUCACAUGCAGAGUUGUGCCCCGUUGAUCGAAUCUUCAAAUGUUAUGUUUCCCUAUUAAUCGUUAAUUUAUUUAAUAUAGUGUUCAUUAAAAUGUGUGCCAAUAAUUGCCUUUUACCUGUGUUUUAUACAUUGUUAUUUUUUUGUUAUUUAUGAAUGAUUAUCUUGUUGUUAAUCAUUAUGCAUAUUUGUCGUUUAUCCGAUCUUUUAUCGGUUAUAAAGUUAUUUUGAUGCGUGUGUUGUCUGAAUGUGUUGUUUGUAUUAGCGUACGACUGUAUGUGUUGUUUAAACGUUUGUGUAUCUAGUUCAUUGUCGUUUUGGCAUUAUCCUUGUGUUUUAAAACAGGGCUUAGUUUUGAAUUGUCGACUAAUGGUCAUGUCUGUGUAGUUUUCAAUUUAUUAUUGAUAUUUUAGAAACCUUUACUUUACCUGUGGUCUUGUCCCGUUAGGUAGUUCAUUGUUAUAGGACCUAACCGCAGGUAAGUCCCCACGCCCAUUCUUUAGAGUUUUUUUCUUUCCGUACUACGACGGCAAAACAUAUAUACCUUUUAGUUUCAUUUCACAUUUUAUGUUGAAUAAGAUACGUACUUGGAAACGCAUAAAUUUGUUUGAGGCAAUGUUUUGUUGCUAAUUUUAUGAAACAUUGUUUAAUACAAAUGCUGCCUGAAGUAUUAUAUUUUGCAUUAUAGUAAUUGAAAAAAUAUAGAAUGAUAUUUGAUUAUUUGCAAUUAGAAUACAGUCGUUACAUUGAUACUGGUUUAUAUUAGUUUUUGUAUUUGAUAUUUUGUUAAAAUUGUAAAACAGAACUAAAUGAUUUCAAAUUACUUGUUCUUCCUGUACACGGGCGUGAAAUCGUCCUUUGGCAUGCACGAAUGUGUUAUGAGGCUUUUUUUAUCGAAAGUACAAAACGUUUGAUUGGACUAUAACAAUUUUAUCUGAUAAUAAUAAAACAUGCUUUCAGAGGUUGUAUUUAAAGCUAAUACCUCAUGCGUGAGAGAAGGACAGCUCAUCCAACUGACUAUUCUAAAUCUUUCUACUAUUUUUUUAGUUGACUUUAACCGUUGCAAAAAUGACAACUAUUAUAUCGCAUUUAAAAACAUGUAGCGUAUAUGUUUGCAUAUGUUGGUGUUUAAUACUGGCAAUCAACAGAAAAUGGAACAGGAACAGAGAGAGCGCAAGCCCAGUCCAGUCGUUCCAUUUUCUGUUGAUCGUAAAGAUUUAACAUUAACUUGUGUUUUGCCCAAUGACUCUAUCCCUCUCGACUAAGUCAAUUGAAUGUAAGGAAUUAGAAGCCACGUGAUAAUUUGGCGCGAAAGGCGUGUAGUUUACAGUUUGAUUGAAGCGAUUCGAAACUGGUUGGUUAUAACAAACACAGUCAAUUAUGUCAGAUUUGUUUAACUUAUGUGUGAUGCAAAUUUUGCAAAUUAUUAAUGUACACAAAAUUGUUGGAAAACCUCCAUUAAA